This is a messenger RNA of Harpia harpyja (harpy eagle), 1841 nucleotides long. It is a transcript of the gene FKBP14, whose product is annotated as FKBP prolyl isomerase 14. The record is from RefSeq and is a predicted model, not a curated record. The transcript is spliced from 4 exons. Bases 149 to 784 code for a protein of 211 amino acids. NCBI's taxonomy places the organism in Eukaryota, Metazoa, Chordata, Aves, Accipitriformes, Accipitridae. Gene Ontology annotation, molecular function: peptidyl-prolyl cis-trans isomerase activity; calcium ion binding.
GAGGGCGGCCGCGCAGCGGGCUGGGCCCUGCCCUGGCCGCCGCCGCCGCCUCGGGGAGCCGCGCCGCUAGGCUCGUAGGAGAGGGGUGCGGGAUGGUGGUCCGGCGGCGGUGAGGUGGGCGCCGCGGGGCCCUGGCUGUGGGGCGGCGAUGGCGGCACUGCUGCGGGCCGCCCUGCUGGGCGCGGCGCUGGGCUGCGCGGCCGCGGCGCUGAUCCCCGCGGCUGACGUGAAGGUGGAGGUGCUGCAGAAGCCGUUCCUCUGCCACAGGAGGACUAAGUGGGGGGACAUGAUGCUGGUUCACUACGAGGGCUACUUGGAGAGGGACGGCUCCAUGUUUCACUCCACUCACAAGCAUAACAAUGGUCAACCUAUGUGGUUUACACUUGGUAUAAGGGAAGCUAUCAAAGGCUGGGACAAAGGUUUGAAGGACAUGUGUGUGGGAGAGAAGCGGAAGCUAACUAUUCCUCCAGCCCUUGCUUAUGGAAAAGAAGGGAAAGGAAAAAUUCCACCUGAGAGCACACUGAUUUUCAACAUUGACCUUCUAGAAAUUAGGAAUGGACCAAGGUCUCAUGAGUCAUUCCAAGAGAUGGAUCUUAAUGAUGACUGGAAACUGUCCAAGCAAGAGGUGAAAAUUUACUUGAAGAAAGAAUUUGAAAAGCAUGGAGCAGUGGUAAAUGACACCCAGCAUGAUGCUUUGGUUGAAGAUAUAUUUGAUAAAGAGGAUGAAGACAGUGAUGGGUUUAUAUCUGCAAGGGAAUUUACAUACAAGCAUGAUGAGCUGUAGAAAAGGGUGGUGUAAUUUUUUUUGACACAAAUGGCAAUGAGUUAGACUGUCUGGUUCUCUUGUUCUCUUAAUUCUGUGUUUUGGAGUUGACACCUGGUGUUGGCAAUGAAAUGCUCUUUGUUUAUAUAAAAGAUAAUUUCUGUUCAUUAUGUAAAAAUGUUUUAAACAAUUUUAAACAAUUUUGAAGUAUGAAAAUGUACCUCCUUUUAUGCAGCGAAGACUUGCACAUGAGUGUUUUUUAAAUUUUGUAUUAACUUAUUUUUCCAGAAGUGAAACAAACUUUCCAGUUAUCAAACAUUGUGAAAAUUAUAAUCCAGUUUAGUGCCAUUCUGGGACUUGUUUGUGUUAAGAUCCCUUUCAGUGACUCCUUUGUGUAUAACUUCUAGUCUGUGUUUUAAUUGCUUGACCUUCCUUCUUGUGUGUCACUGCGUAAAAAGCAGUGUGCUGACCUUGCUUUUUUUCCGCAGAUUUUUAAAAGAUGUACUAGAAGGCAUCAGCAUCUCUUUAUACAGCUGAGAAACUGAUACAAAGCUGAAUGAGAAUAAUGACUAUCCUGUGCUGAUUUUGCACUUCUAAAGGGAGAGUAUUACCAACCAUGCCAAUAACUGUCUGCAUUUUUCUUUAAAUUAUGUCAACAAAGUAGGAGUUAAAUGUCAGACUUUCACUUUUAAUGUCAGCAGCAUUCUAGGCAAUGUCUGUAAUGUGGAAAAUAGCAAGUUAUGCUGCAGUGCAGAGGUGGUGUCCUUUACAUAUACAUAAUUUGUUUUGAAACUCAGAGUUUGCAUUUAUGAAGAAAAAUCAUACCUUUCUCCUCUCAAGUUUUGAGGGACAUCUUGAGCAAAAUGUUACAAGUCUGAAGUUUUUCCCAUUUGCAGAAGGGGAAGAGCAUUCUGACAGGAGGAUCAGUAUGGCCUGAACAACAAUAUGCAUUGGCUUGCCUGCUUUGAAACUGCCUGAGUUGCAGAACUUGUUUCGUCAUUGCCCCUUUAGAGUAUUUUCACAAGUAGCACACAAGUGAUGUAAAUCUUAAAUAAUAAAGUGACUUUUUAGAAAAAUA